AUGUUCGACUGCUCCACCUCCAUCGGCGACCCGUUCGCCGCCGCGGCGGGGGCUCCCCCUGCCAUCUUCUCUGCUGCUCCUUCGGGCGCAGAGAUUGACACAGACUCUCCGAACUCCGUAUUCGAUGAGGCGUCCCACGACGUUGUCUCGUUUGUGCCCGCCGACUCCAGCUCCGACUUCGCCAGCGACGCCGUGCCCCUGAAUUCCUCGGAGGGCGCGCGGUGGCCCGCACAGGCGCGGAAGGCCGGCGGCGGCAAGGGCGGCAGCGGGCCUGAGCUGUCUGGGGAGCUGGACCGCGUGUCCAGGGAGCUCAGCCAGCUGCUGCGGCACCGCGGCGUGGAUGGCAUGGACGCCGACGGCUUCGCGCCCUUGACGGCGGUCAUCGACAACAUGAGGUGUCGCCCGAGCCCGGAGCAGGUGGAGAUGGUCGUCAGUAUCAGCAUGCGCGCUGACGGUGCCGCUCGCUUCCAGUUGCGGCAGGACGCUGGGAGCAGCUCCAGGCGGGUAACCAGCGGGGCGGACCGCAAGUGCGUCCCCACGGAGUUUCAGGGCGAGAUGGUGGAGGAGGACGAGGACCACGGGGUGAGCAAGAUGAAUUUCGACCACAGCUCCUACGGCGACGAGUACAUCUCGCUGCGGGCAGGGUCGCCGCUAGUGCAGCACAGGAGCCGCCCAGAGGAGUCAGGGUGGGCCUACGGCCGCUCCGAUGGCCGCCAGGGGUGGUUCCCUGCCGUGGCGUUCGCGCCUAUGGUCAAGGACCUGACGGAUGCAAACUGCAGGCUGGGGCGCCUGGAGGCGGAAUUGUCGGAGGAGAGAGGCGGCGCCGCGCCGCGCUCGAGCGGGAGGUCGAGGACCUGCGCGAACGGCUCCAGGCCGCAGGCGGCCCCGCGGUCUUCUCCAUGGACCAGUGACCCGUGCCGCCCAGAUUCGGGGGCGGCCAAGCGUGGGGUGGUCCACGCCGCCCAAAUCGCAUGGGGCUGGAUCGGAUGGUGUCGGAGGAUCGCGAUGCACCGCUGGGCGCACCGCCGAUGCGGCGCGCGGCUUCAGGCCGCGGGCGGCCGCGGGUGGGCUUUCCGUGCGCCCCGGUGGAACGUGCGCCCCCGCGCGCGCGCGAUUCCGCGAGGGCGCCACUGA
Messenger RNA from Prorocentrum cordatum, 1134 nucleotides. The record is from the annotation of a GenBank genome assembly. NCBI's taxonomy places the organism in Eukaryota, Dinophyceae, Prorocentrales, Prorocentraceae.